CAUUACUCGAAGCAAAACAAAUGGAAAAACCAUCUUGGGUUCCUUACUUGACAGCAUGGCUUGCUACUCUGGCCCUCAUCCUCCUCGCCCUCCAUCUCCGCCGUCGUCAGAAACUCAACUUACCACCAGGUCCGAAACCAUGGCCGUUAAUCGGUAACCUCAACCUUAUUGGCCCACUUCCCCACCAAUCCAUCCAUGCCCUGUCCCGGAAAUAUGGACAUAUCAUGCAACUCAGAUUCGGGUCAUUCCCGGUCAUCGUAGCUUCGUCGUCCGAAAUGGCCCGAGCACUAUUGAAAACCAAUGAUGCUAUCUUCACUGACCGGCCCAAGACUGCAGCCGGCAAGUACACUACUUACAAUUAUUCCGAUAUCACAUGGUCGUCCUACGGUCCAUAUUGGCGUCAAGCGCGAAAGAUGUGCCUAAUGGAGCUUUUUAGCGCGAAACGCCUAGAGUCAUUCGAGUAUAUCCGAAAAGAAGAGAGGAAAAUUUUCCUGCGAAGGUUGUACCAAUCUUGUGGUACCCCAAUUGUUUUGAAAGACCAUCUUCUGAAUUUGAACCUUAACGUGAUCAGUAGGAUGGUGUUUGGGAAGAAAUACACGGAAUCGACUGGCGAGAACGAGAUCGUGACCCCGAAGGAGUUCAUGGAGAUGCUCAACGAGCUGUUCUUGCUUAACGGUGUGCUCGAUAUCGGUGACUCGAUCCCUUGGCUCAGUUUCCUUGAUUUGCAGGGCAAUAUUAAGAGAAUGAAGGUGUUGGCAAAGAAGUUCGACAGGUUCUUGGAACAUGUGUUGGAUGAACACAACGAAAGGAGAAAAGGGGUCAAAGAUUAUGUGGCUAAAGACAUGUUGGACGUGCUUUUGCAGCUGUCUGAGGAUCCCAAUCUUGAGGUCAAGCUUGAAAGGCAUGGUGUCAAGGCAUUUACUCAGGACAUAAUAGCUGCUGGAACCGAUAGUUCAUCAGUGACAGUAGAAUGGGCAGUUGCUGAACUGUUGAAAAAGCCAGAAAUUUUGGGCAAAGCCACAGAAGAACUUGAUAGGGUAAUCGGCAUAGAACGAUGGGUCGAAGAGGAUGACAUUGUUAACCUACACUACAUCAACUCAAUUGCAAAAGAGGCAAUGAGGUUGCACCCGGUGGCACCCAUGCUGGUGCCUCGUGUUGCUCGUCAAGAUUGUAAAGUAGCCGAUUACGAUAUUCCCAAGGGCACAAGAGCCCUUGUAAACAUUUGGACAAUCGGGAGAGACCCUAAUCUUUGGGACAAGCCCAAUGAAUUCUGGCCCGACAGGUUCAUUGGGAAGACAAUUGAUGUCAAAGGUCAUGAUUUUCAGUUGUUGCCAUUUGGGUCGGGUAGAAGGAAGUGCCCUGGAUAUCCCCUGGCGAUUAAGGUCAUUCAAACAAGUUUGGCUAAUGUUUUACAUGGCUUCACUUGGAAAUUACCUACAGAAGAUGAUCUUAAUAUGGAGGAAAUCUUCGGACUCUCCACCCCUAAAAGGUACCCACUUGAGGCCGUGGGACACCCUAGGUUCCCACUUCACAUGUACUCUUAAGUUUUUGAUUAACAUAGCACAUAAACGUGCAACAUUACAGCC
Messenger RNA from Hibiscus syriacus, 1586 nucleotides. RefSeq names its product trimethyltridecatetraene synthase-like. NCBI's taxonomy places the organism in Eukaryota, Viridiplantae, Streptophyta, Magnoliopsida, Malvales, Malvaceae. The coding region runs from base 21 to 1544 and encodes 507 amino acids. The transcript is spliced from 2 exons. The record is from RefSeq and is a predicted model, not a curated record. Gene Ontology annotation, molecular function: oxidoreductase activity, acting on paired donors, with incorporation or reduction of molecular oxygen; iron ion binding; monooxygenase activity.